ACCCCCUCCACCACUGAUUCCUGCCUGAAAGCACAAGGCAGUAUUGAGCUCCUGGCAGAUACACACUGACCGCCCAGACCCCAGCUUGAAGAAGGGCAACCAAUUUAGGCCUGAAAUUUCGCUUUGUGUUUGCAGACUGGUGGUGGAUUCAAUAUAAAAUACUCACAGAUUACUGCAAGAAAACAAAAAGGUGCCGUCCCUUUACAGCACCGAUAUCUCAGACCUUCUGGCAGAAGAGGUUAUUAGGGAUGUGCACCACCUACAAAGAGACAGUGCUGUCCAAUGUAUUUACCCCCAAUAUUGUGCCCGCUGUGUUCCCCAAUGCCUCCAAUACUGUACUUCAGUAAUAAUGCUCUGUAUAGUGUCCCUAGUAAAAAUAAUGCUACCUAUAAUGCCGCCAGUACUGUUAAUAUCAAUAUAAUACCCCCAGUAUUAAUAAUGCCCCCUAUACUGAUUGCUUUUGUGCCCCAGAAAUAAUGUCCCGAUUAAUAAUAAUUCUGCUCUAAAAUGCCCCCACUAAUAGUAAUGCCCCUGUAGUGGCCUUAGUAUUAAUAAUGCUCCUUAUAGUGCCCCAGCAAUAAUAAUGCCAUCCUACUUUGCACCCAGUAAUAAUAAUGCCCAAACUAGUUCCAUGUAUGCCCCCGAAGUGGCCAAGUAAAAAAAAAGAAUACUAAUACUCAGCCGAGUCUUAUUCCAUGCUGCCAUCUUUAACCUGAGAUCCCUGGUUCCAAUGAGGUCAUGAGGCCAUGGCUUUGUGGUCACCUCCGCCAUUCUACUAUCUCUUAGGCUUCAGGCCCAGUGGCCUGUGAAAGUGAAAUGUGUGACUGGGAGCCAUUGGUUCUUGUGCCCCUCCACAGUAUUCAACUGUAUCAUCGUCCUGAGGACCUGUGAUAUGAGAGACAAGAAGUCAGACAUUAGUAGAGACAUCACUUAUCAAGGCCGGACUAGACAGAGCUUCCAGCAAUUCACUAAAGUGAGGACCGGACAGACGGUUAGAGGACAGGUGGUCAAGUAUCUUCAGGGACUGCUUAUUUCUUAUUCCAGACGAGGCCAAAUGGAUGCAGGAAGUGUCAGCCAAACUAUAAGAAGAUGAGAUGUGGGUGAGGCGUCCACAGAGCGUUAUAAUAAAAUCUGUAGAUUGUGAAUGUGGAGAGAAGAUGUCUCCGGCUGUUAGUAAAAUCCAUAAAUGUCAUCACUAGAAGCCUCCUCUUGUGUCUGGUGGAUGGAGAAAGCUCAGUGAUAUGUCCACUGACACCAGAUCCAUGUUCUAGAAAUUCACCAUCCACAAGAUCAGAAAUCUUCCAGUACUUGUACAGUCACCAUAUCCUCAGCUCCCCCCGUUCUUCCUCCGCCUGUGAUGUUGCUUAGUGUCCCCUUCCAUUUGUUCCAUUCCUAAGAUGCUAAAUGAAGGAGGUGGUAAGAAGUGACAUUCACUGAACGGGAGGACUGUUGACCUCCACUAGUCCCGGGGACUGUUGCCUGUCAUGGCGCUAAUACCAUGCCAGGUGCUGCGGGUGGCUAUCCUGCUUUCAUACCUGUCCGUGCUGUGCCACUACAAGGCCAUAGAGAUGCCCGCGCACCAGACCUAUGGGGGCAGCUGGAAAUUUCUCACCUUCAUUGACUUGGUAAUCCAGGCUGUCUUCUUUGGCAUUUGUGUCCUGUCGGACCUGUCCUGUCUUCUAACGAAAGGCAGUGACAAUCGGGAGCAAGAGCGGCAGCUGAAGAAGCUCAUCUCCCUCCGUGACUGGAUGAUGGCCGUCUUGGCGUUCCCCGUAGGAGUUUUUGUGGUGACGAUGUUCUGGGUCCUCUAUGUAUACGACAGGGAACUGGUGUAUCCAAAGCUACUAGAUAAUUUCAUCCCCCCCUGGCUAAAUCAUGGCAUGCACACCACCGUCCUGCCUUUCUUAUUACUCGAAAUGAGGACCACAAAUCACCAGUAUCCAGGCCGAAAUACCGGCAUGGCCACAGUUUGCGGCUUCUCCAUUUGUUAUAUUUUGUGGGUGUGCUGGGUUCAUCAUGUGACAGGGGUAUGGGUGUACCCUCUUCUGGAAAACAUCGGUCCUCUAGCCAAAAUCGGUUUCUUCUUUCUAGUCACUGUUAUCAUUAACAUCUACUAUGUUCUGGGCGAAAAGCUGAACAGUUACAUUUGGGACCUGGAUAAAUCAAUGGAAGCCACGGAGAAAAGGAUCAAGGCUGACUGAUACAACUCUGCAACAUUCUCCUCACCCACAUAUUUCAUCCACCCUACGGCACAGUCAGGUCUCUGCCACAAUCGCAGUGCGGAGGAGAUCCAUGGAGUGACACGUGGCGUUCCAGAAUGGAGAAUUAGAACAUACUGCGGUAUUCCGUAAUUCAUUGUACCAUUACGAUAUGCUACCGAGUGUCCAGAAUUGUGCCGUCUCUUUUGACCUAGUAGUGUGCAAAGAAAAAGAGACUUCUCGCCAGCGCCACCUACUGGGAGUCGCCCUCUAUUCAAGAUCCAACUUUCCAAUAAGCCUUGAGAUUUGGGAAGGGAAUAUAUCCAUCCAUAGCUUGCGCUAGUAGUACAAACAUGAUAAAUAGAAAUAGUUUAUCUUGUGCUUCUAUAUCCUUGUUAUUAGGGAGGACCGUCUGCAGCCCUUAUCAAAGGCAUUUCGUUUAUCAUUUAUCCCUUCUUCACUACUGGACUUCCCUGACCUCUAGUGGACAUUCUUUAGUAUGACAGGCCAUAUUGUCAGUAUAUUAUAGAAUAAAUAGCAUAAUUAGUUUCCUUUUUAGGUUUAUGCAAAUAUACCGCUCUUAUACCCCCAUGUGCUUUUAUGGAUCAGUUCGCUAGAUAUUUUAGAGUUUUUAUAAGCAAGCAUCCAUUAAUAUUUUUUGGUAACAUUGUUAUUAUUAUUUUUACCUCUUGGCAAUUGUACAUUUUAUAUAUUUAUUUAUUCACUCACUUAUUUGCUUUGCAUUUAUUAUUUUGCGUGUUUCCCUUUUAUUUGCAUAUCCCCUCCCUGCAGUUUAAAUGCCAAGUACUUACCUGGGUGUGAAAAUGUAGUAUUGGUCUGACGAAGGGGCGGUGCAGCCCCGAAAUGCGUUACCUAAAACAACUUUAAAUAAAAUACUUAAAGCACCACCAGUGGAUUUGUACUUA
Bufo bufo (common toad) is the source of this 3124-nucleotide messenger RNA. RefSeq names its product androgen induced 1 (gene AIG1). The coding region runs from base 1485 to 2201 and encodes 238 amino acids. NCBI's taxonomy places the organism in Eukaryota, Metazoa, Chordata, Amphibia, Anura, Bufonidae. The record is from RefSeq and is a predicted model, not a curated record. Gene Ontology annotation, cellular component: endomembrane system; membrane. The transcript has 3 exons.